AUGGUUCAGAGGGUGGCAGUGAUCGGUGCAGGGCCAUCUGGUCUGACCAGCAUCAAAGCCUGUUUGGAUGAAGGUCUAGAGCCCAGCUGCUUUGAGAGCAGCCAUGAUAUUGGUGGUCUGUGGAGAUAUAAGGAGCAGCCAGAGCCUGGACGAGCCAACAUCUAUCAGUCGGUGGUCAUCAACAGCUCCAAAGAGAUGAUGUCUUUCAGUGACUUCCCUCCUCCAGCUGAGCUCCCCAACAACAUGCAUCACUCUGAGGUGCUGCUUUACCUGCGACUCUAUGCUCAGGCCUUCAAACUGCUGCAGCACAUUCACUUCCAGACUGCUGUGGUCAGUGUGAGGCAGAGCCCAGACUUUGCUGUGACAGGCCAGUGGGAGGUGCAGACAGAGACGAGAGAGGGUCAAAAUAAGACUCAUGUUUUUGAUGCAGUGAUGAUUUGCACCGGACACUUCACCCAGCCUCACCUGCCGCUCAAAGACUUCCCAGGUAUAGAGAACUUUGAAGGCAGGUAUUUCCACAGCUGGGAAUACCGCAACGCUGAGGGUCUGCAGGGGAAAAGAGUGGUGGUGAUUGGGAUUGGGAACUCUGGGGGUGAUAUUGCUGUGGAUAUCAGUCGAGUGGCUGAGAAGGUUUACCUCAGUACCAGGAGUGGAGCAUGGGUGUUCAGCCGUGUAGGACUGGGUGGGCUCCCAGUUGACCUUGUUGGGACUUCUCGGAUGGAUAUGAUGAUAGGGAGGCUUUUCCCCUCAUGGAUCAACAGCAUGUUGGAGAAGAAUCUAAAUCGAUCAUUUGACCACAGACUAUAUGGCCUGAAACCAAAACAUGGUUUUUUUACACAGAUCCCUGUUGUGAAUGAUGACCUGCCCGCUCGGAUCAUCUCAGGUCGUGUUCAGAUUAAAUCAAAUGUGAAGGAGUUCCGUGGUUCCACUGUGGUCUUUUUUGAUGGGAGCAUUAUAGACAAGGUGGAUGUAGUGAUGUUUGCCACAGGGUACAACUACAGCUUCCCCUUCCUGCCCUCAACUUUGCAGGCUAAAUGUGGUUACAGGCUACAUCUGUACAAACAUGUGUUCCCUCCUGGGCUGACCCAGCCUACACUGGCAGUGGUGGGCUUCAUCCAUGGGCUUGGAGCCAUUAACCCUCUGGCUGAAAUGCAAGCUCGCUGGGCCACUAGGGUUUUUAAAGGCUUAACAACCCUCCCCUCAGAGGAGACCAUGAGGAAGGAAAUUGAGAAAGACACAGCAACAAUGCAUCAGAGAUUUUCUUGCUCAGAGCGUAACCCCCUUCAGGUGGACUACAUUCCGUACCUGGACUCUUUGGCGGAGCAGGUGGGGGUUCGGCCAAACGUGCUGUGGCUUCUGCUGAGGGACCCUAGACUGGCACUAGAGGUUUUGCUGGGUCCGUGCACUCCAUAUCAGUACCGUCUGACUGGACCGGGCCAGUGGGCUGGAGCCCGUCAGGCCAUUCUCACUCAGUGGGAGCGGGUGCUUCUGCCUUUCAGGACCAGAGUGGAACCAGAACCAGAGAUCUCCAAACCCUCUUCAAAACUGUGUAUCAUCAUGGCCUUUUCAUGUGCAGCUCUGCUGUGCUGUUUCUUCUACAAUAAACAACAGCUGAAAAUCUGUUGACCUUUUUUUGUGGUCCAGAGAACUGGACUGGACUGUUAGAUGUUACAUUUUUUUACACUAAAACCAGCAGAUGGAGACAAAGCAAAAAACGGCUCAUUGAAGGAAUCAAAGAUCUGCUGAUACAUUAUAACAAAAGUUAUAACCAGUGAUUUUAUUAAUGGUUGAUCAAUCCGUAUCUAAUGUUUUAUCAAUCAAUAAGUGAUUAAUUACAGCUUUUGUGUUGCUGAGUUGUGAAAAUUAUAUUUGUAUCUGUCCUCUUCUACUUUAACUUGCUCACUUUUAAUCUGUCUUUCUACAUGGGAAGUUACUGUCUUUGCUCCCAGAAUGUAUUCCUACAAUCUGUUACUAAAGCCUGUACUGACCUGGAAAAAAGUUUAAGUGUGCUGCUCCCUCUGUUUGAAAUCAGUUGCAAAAUGAUCUGAAUCUUCAGGAUGUGGUCUGACUGGAUGCUUUAAAGUGUGUCUAAAUGACUUGGAGGCAGCCACGUCUGGCUUUAGAUGCUCUGAAUGAUUCAUGUCGCACCUGUU
Molecule: messenger RNA, 2153 nt
Organism: Scomber scombrus (Atlantic mackerel)
Lineage: Eukaryota; Metazoa; Chordata; Actinopteri; Scombriformes; Scombridae
Product: flavin-containing monooxygenase 5-like
Exons: 9
Coding region: 1-1626 (541 amino acids)
Molecular function (GO): N,N-dimethylaniline monooxygenase activity; NADP binding; flavin adenine dinucleotide binding
Source: RefSeq, a predicted model, not a curated record